Balearica regulorum gibbericeps (East African grey crowned-crane) is the source of this 1439-nucleotide messenger RNA. Lineage: Eukaryota; Metazoa; Chordata; Aves; Gruiformes; Gruidae. The record is from RefSeq and is a predicted model, not a curated record.
UUUUCUGCAUUUGGGUGGCCUUCGGACUGCUUUGUACAAUUACAUUUUUGCCAAAAAACACCAAGGGACCUUUAUUUUGAGAGUGGAGGAUACAGAUCAAAAUCGAGUGGUGCCUGGAGCUGCAGAAGGAAUAGAAGAUAUGCUGGAUUGGGCAGGUAUUCCCCCCGAUGAGAGUCCUCGCCGCGGUGGUUCCUUUGGACCGUACCAGCAGUCACACAGACUUGACCUUUACAGGAGAGCCAGUGAUGUGCUUUUGGAGAGAGGAGCGGCGUACCGCUGCUUUUGUACCUGUCAGCGCCUGGAGCUGCUGAAGAAGGAGGCUUUGCGGAGCCAGCAGACCCCACGAUACGACAACCGGUGUCGGCACCUGACACCCACAGAAGUGGCUGAGAAGCUGUCACAGGGCCUUGACUGGGUUGUCCGCUUCCGGCUGGAGAAGGGGGUGGAACCCUUUCAGGACCUGGUCUACGGCUGGAACAAGCACGAAGUGGCUGACGUGGAAGGUGACCCCGUGAUCCUCAAGGGGGACGGCUUCCCCACUUACCACCUGGCGAAUGUGGUGGAUGACCAUUACAUGGGCAUCAGCCACGUUCUGCGGGGAACUGAGUGGCUGACUUCAACGUCCAAGCACCUCCUUCUCUACAAAGCCUUUGGCUGGGAUCCCCCUCAGUUUGGUCACCUCCCGCUGCUUCUGAACAAAGAUGGUGGCAAGCUGUCAAAAAGGCAGGGGGACAUCUUUCUGGAGCGUUUUGCUCAGGAUGGCUACUUGCCAGAGGCUCUGCUGGACAUCAUAACCAACUGUGGCUCUGGAUUUGCAGAGAAACAGAUGGGGAGGACUCUGGAGGAGCUGAUCUUGCAGUUUGAAAUAGGCAGAAUUACAACCCAUUCUGCCCUCCUGGAUCUUGAAAAACUCCCAGAAUUCAACAGGAUUCACCUCACCCGUCAUAUUGAGAACGAAGGGCUGCGACAGAAGCUAAUUAGAGAGUUGCAGUUGCUGGUGGAGCGUGUCUAUGGGGAUCAACAAGUGGCUCAAGAGGCUUUAGAAAAGGAGUAUGUGGAGCGAGUCCUCCUGCUGAGAAAAGGUCACAUAAGCCUCCUGAAGAACCUCGUGUCAUCUGAUUAUUCUUACUUAUGGGUUAGGCCCUCAGUGUCCCGAGAGCAGCUACACACCAUUUCUGCAGAAGUAGAUGAAAUAGGAAAACUAGUCUUAGGGCUCAUGACAAGGCAGGCAGCUGUUUUGACUGUGGAGGAGUUGAACACAGACCUGAGAAGCCUCCAGAAGCAAACUAAAGAGACUAAGUACAGCAGCAUGAUGAAGCUCCUUCGCUUGGCUCUCAGUGGGCAGCAGCAUGGACCGAGCGUUGCUGAGAUGAUGGUGACUUUGGGACCCAAAGAAGUGUGUGGAAGAAUACACAAAGCACUAGCUAGCUAAUAAGAGA